GUCGAUUCAAACAGCCGCUCCACAGCCUCUACGACCUCCCGCAGGGCGAGCCGCGCACACUGCGGGAGCCGCUCGAUGGAGUGGAUGGCGUGUUGGAAGUCCGCAAAGUGAUCGGCCUCAGACUGGCCGGUCAAAAACUCCACUCCUGGGGCCGGCAGGGUCCGAUGCGAUCGCUGCCAGUGGCCGUCAACAGAGUUCGUGGGGGGCGGGGGCGGAGGGGGAGGGCCUCUAGGCGGCCCACCGGGAGGGCCCUGCCCACCAAGCGGGCCCGGUCUACCUGCCAGUGGUCGGCGAGGGCGCCACUGCUGGGAUUGCCGACCUCCCCUGACGGCGGCCGACUGCCGCGUCGAUCUCCUGAUUGUUGACGGCCCGCACCCCCGGCGCCUUGGGCAGCCUCGCCUGCCGCCCACAGGCCAUCUUGCACACUGCGCGGCUGGUCCGCUGCCUCGUGUCUGCGCCGUUCUUCGGUCUCACGUUGUUGCCGCUCCUCGGUCUCAUGCUGUCGCUGCGCCUCAGUCUCACGUUGUCGCCACGCCUCGGCCUCACGUCGUCGUUGCUCCGCGGUCUCACGCUCUCGCCGCGCCUCCUCGCCGCAACGCCCAU
Messenger RNA from Vitrella brassicaformis, 603 nucleotides. Lineage: Eukaryota; Vitrellaceae. The record is from the annotation of a GenBank genome assembly.